AUGCAGACUAAUAAUAGUCAAACUCCACAACCACCACCACAAACACAACAAACAUCACCACCUCCACAGCAACCACCACAAACAACAACAACAGUACCACCUCCUAAUUUACCAACUGCAGCUAUUUCAUCAUCAUCAUCAUCAUCAUCAAUAAAUAUAUCAAAUGAGAAAAUAAAUUUUGAGUCAUAUGCAAAAAAAUGUCAAGAAUUAAAUAAUAAUAGCGAAUGGAAUCAAUUAUUAGCGUUGGUAACUGAAAUUAGAGAGAAUAUAGAAUUACUUCAUACAAUAGAAUAUCCCACAUUUUUAAGUUUUUUAUUCCCAAUUUUUUAUAAUAUACUAAAACAAGGAGCAGUUCAAUUUGUUGAUAAUACAGAACAAAAAAUUAGAAGUACCAUUUUGGAUAUUUUUAAUAAAUUACCAAAUAAUGAAUACCUUAGAUCAAAUGUUUUAGCAUUAUUACAAUUAUCAAUGUAUUUAUUAGAGGUCGAUAACGAAGAGAAUGGUUUAAUUUGUCUUAGAAUCAUUAUAGAUUUACAUAGAAAUUAUAGAAAUUCUCUAGAGGGUGAGGUACAAUCGUUUUUAAAUAUUGUAUUAAAGUUAUAUACCGAUUUACCCCAAGUCGUUGAAAAAGUAUUUUACCAACCACAAUCAGCAGCAGCAGCAACAUCAUCAACUACUUCACCAUCACAACCAGGUACUACCGCUACUACCACAAUCCAACCACCAACAACACCACCAACCGCAUCAACUAUUAAUCCACAAACACCUUUAGCACUGCAACCAUGUAAUAUAAAAGGUAUUGAAUCAUUUAAAGUUUUAACAGAAUGUCCAAUCAUCGUAAUUCUUUUAUUCCAACUAUAUAACACAUAUAUGAAUACAAACGUACCAAAAUUUAAACAAAACAUUAUGGAUACCUUAUCAAUUCAAAUUCCAAAUAAUGUUUCAUCCCUUCAUCACCAACAAUAUGUGGAUUUCGUUGCGGCUCAAGUUAAAACACUUUAUCUUUUGGCUUAUAUAUUAAAAUCAAAUAAAAUUGAUCAAACAGAAAAAUUUCCAAAAGCUGUUAUUCAAUUACUUCAAAAUUGUCCACCACACUCUUUAGCGAUCCGUAAGGAAUUAUUGGUUACAUUGCGUCAUAUUCUUUCAUCAGAUUUCAAGAUUAAUUUCUUACCAUUCCUUGAUACGUUGUUAGAAGAAAAGGUAUUAUUGGGUACAUCAAAGACAAGUUACGAGUCAUUAAGAUCAAUGGCAUACGGUUCAAUGGCAGAUUUUAUUCAUAAUGUUAGAAGCCAUUUAACUCUGGCUCAAGUUUCAAAAGUUGUUUCAAUUUAUUCAAGACAUCUUCAUGAUUCAAGUAAUCCAUUAUCGAUUCAAACCAUAUCAGUUAAAUUGAUAAUCUCUUUAAUGGACUCAGUAUUACGUAGAAGUGAUCCACCUGAUGUAAAAUGUAGACCAAUCAUUUAUAAAAUGAUAGAUUCAUUCAUUAAUAAAUUCUCUUCAAUUAAACGUACUAUUCCAAAAUUAUUAGCUGAUGAUCAAAAAGAGAAAGAACAAAAAGAUAAGGAACAAAAAGAGGGAAAGUUAUUAUCAGAUAGUAGUAGUGUCCCUCCACCAACAACAGUAACCUCUUCAAUUCAACAACAGCAACAAAUAAGUGAUGGUGCAAUAGUAGAUCCAAUUAAAGACACCAAAGUAUUGUUUAAAACUAUGGUAUCAAGUCUUAGAACUAUAUUUUGGGGUUUAAGCCAUGUUUGUAAAGCAAAUAACGCCCAAGUUGCUGCAGCUCAAACCGCACCAAAUACUACUGCUUCUCCUACUUCACCAAAUGCUGCACAACGUUUUGCACUAACACCACUCGAAGAGUCAUUAUUGUUUAUAAAGUUAUUUAAGAGUGCAACUAAGUGUUUCCCAUUAUACGCAGAUAUUAGUUCGACUACUCCACAAGAAGAAAAAGAAAUUAUUGAACAUUUAUCAUCUUCAUUUGUUAUUUUAGAUAAUCGUACCUUCCAAGAGGUUAUCAGUUACGUUUUGCCCUUCCUCUAUAAUAAAGCAUUGGAAUAUCCAUCAUUAUUGCUUGUGGCUCAAUAUUUCCUCUCACCAAAUGUCGUAAUUCCUAGUAACUCUAGUAAUAGAAUCUUUUUAGAGAUUUUAACUCCAUUCCUCUUUGAAAAAUUCAAAAAUCUUACACCAGCCGAUAGGCCAGAUAUAUGUUUAAUUCGUCUUACAAAGUUAUUAUUUGGUACAGUUCACAGUAAUUCAAUAUUGGCUAUGCAACCAGGAACAACUACCCAGCCAAUGGACACAUCCACCGUGCAACAAUUACUCUCAAGCAUUAUUUUAAUUAUACUUAAAUUAAUUACUGAAUCAAGACAAAUUGAUUCUAUUCAAUACCUUUUAUUAUUAAAAUCAAUUUUCCGUAGUUGCACCAGACCUGACCAGAGCAAAGAAAUUACAUUACUUAUUCCAGUAAUUCUCGAAACUCUCAAUGAUUUAUUACAUUCAAGCUGUUACCCACAACCAGCUCUUCAAUUAAUUAUCGAACUUUGCCUAACAAUACCUGUCCAAAUUGUAACACUCUUACCAACUUUAUACCUUUUGGUUAAACCUUUAAUGAUGGCACUAAGUUCAAAUUCAUCAGAUUUACUCAUUACUACAUUCAAGAUUUUGGAAUUAAUUGUCGAUAAUGCAACUGGUGACUUUUUAUUAUUCACUUUUAGAGAGAAUAAGACCGAAUUCCUUUCUUGUAUCUAUAGACACAUUAAACCAACACCUUAUUUCUUUGGUCCACAUGCAAUUAGAAUAUUAGGUAAAAUGGCUGAUAUUGAUCCAAAAUCAAAUGUUUUCAAAUUAGAAUUACCAUCUCCAACAACAACAACAACAACAGAUGAAAAUACUGGUGAUUUCUCAAUCUCAUUAGAUAAAUCAAUUACAACAAUUAAAAAUAUACUUUUAUAUAAUAAUGAUGAUUCGUAUCUUCAAAAGAAUGCUUUUGCUUUAUUAAAAUAUUAUAUAAAUUUAUAUUUAUUAAAUGAAAAAGAUCAAUCUCAACAAAUUGAUUUUACCAAAUAUCAAGAAACUUUAUUAUCAGAAUUGGAAGAAAGCUUAAAGAAUGUAAACAAUGAUAAAACUAUCUCAACUGUAAAUUCAAAUAUUAUUGUUGAAUUUAAUUCAAAUAAAGAUAAUGAAAUGGUUAAUCAAUUAUCAUUAGCAAGUUUAAGUAUUUCACAAAUGAAUAAUGACCAAAAGCAACAACAACCAAUUGACUUUAGUAAUAUCAAAAUAUUUAAAACUAAAGAUGAAUAUUUAAAUGAAAUCAAAAAUUUUAAAGAUUUAAUUUACUGUUUAUUUUUAUCAAUUUCAAACGAUACUUUAAAGAAUCAAUUCGAUAGUUUAGCAUUUUUAAAUAAUUUUAUUUAUCACUUUGUUUUAUAUUUAUCAUUAUCAUCAAAUAGCGAAAAAACUUUGACAAUAAAUGAAAUUGAACCAAAAGUAUUUUUACAAGCAUUAAUAGAUGUUAUUUCAAUUUCUUCAUAUAAUAUAGUCAACAACGAGGCCAUCCAACAACAACCACAGUCACCAUCAUCCGCAUCAAUUUCAACCAUUACUCCUUCUUUAUUAUCAACAUCUAAAUUUACAAGUGAUCAUAUAAACUCCAUUUUAGACAUUAUAUUCAAGUGCUCCAAUGAAAUUUAUUCAACAUUGAAUAGUAAUAGCAAUAAAGAAAGUAAUGAAAACAGUAGUGAAAAAAUGGAAAUUGAAAGUACUGUUAACCAAGAUGAAAAAGAUGAUGAACUAAUUUCGCCAAUUUAUAAAUAUUUAAUUGAAUCAUUCAUCCAAAGUUGUUACGAUAAAGAUUAUUCAAUUAAAGGUGCUGGUUUAAUUGGUAUUAGAUACAUUUUGAAUAAUGUAAAAAUAUCAUGGAUCAACAGAUAUCAACAUUUAUUAGUCAAGGCUAUAUUGUUUGUAACUGAAGAUUUAUCUUAUUCCGGCUAUCAACCAUAUGUCGACUAUGCUUCAGAUUUGAUUACCAGUUUAUUAAAGAUUUGCGUACCAACUUUAACUGCCCCAGAGAAAAUGGAACAAGAGGAAUCAAAUGAAACUACAACAACAACAACAACAACAACUACAACAUCAUCAUCAUCAUCAUUACCACCAAGCGAACAAUUAACCCAACCAUUAGAGUCCCCACCAACUGCCUCUGCUACUACUACUGCAUCUACUACUACCGCUUUAAAUCAAUCAACAAAUAUUUCACCAAUACCAGAAAAACCACUUAAACCACAUUGUACAUUAAAUCACCUAAAUUCAAAAGAUAGAGCAAGAUUAAAUUUAAUUUUAGAAUGUUUAAUUAGUAAUAUUGUAUCACCAUCAAUGCACACCAGACAAAUAGCUCAACGUUUAUUAUUAUUAGUUGCAGAUGAUAUCACCAAAAUCCCAAUUCAUUUAUUGAUUGGUGAUGUCAAGGAUUGCAUCACAAAACUUUUACCAAAAACUUCACUAAAAACUUUUACAAUUUCGUUCCAAACUGGUCUUAUAGAGGGUUUAAAUUUCUGCCUCACCCAAAAACCAACUCUUUUAGAAAUUAAUUCUGAUUCUGUGCGUGUUCUUCAAGAAUGUUUAAAUGUAGCAGGUGAUGAAAACUCAACCAAUGUUCAAACGAUUAAAGCAAAUUCCGCUAGAAACAUUGCAUUAAUUAAUAAGCUUAGAGUUUCAGGUGUCGAAUUGGUCGCUACAUGCAUGUUGGUACCAGAGUUUUUAACAUAUGAAUGUACAGAUUUUAAGAAUCGUAUCAUAAGAAUGUUCUUUAAAGCAGUUACUGCUCGUAAUAAAGAUAUUGCAUCCGCAGCUAAAAAAGGUCUUUCAAAUUCAAUAUCUCAUCAACGUAUCCACCGUGAACUUCUUCAAUCUUGUCUAAGACCUGUGUUGGCAAAUUUAACCGAUCCAAGACACCUAUCUGUACCAUUUCUCCAAGGUCUUUCAAGAUUAUUAGAGUUGUUAAGUAAUUUCUUCAAUGCCGCAUUGGGUGAAAAGCUCUUUGAAUACUUAAAGAAAUUUGAUGAUCUUGGUAAACUAUCAUAUGCAGUAAACAAAUAUAAAGACUCUGACGACGUUAAAAUAUGUGCCUCCAUCAUUGAUAUCUUCCAUUUAUUAUUAACUGCAGCCAAGCUUUUAGAAUCAACUAUUCAAUUGACCAUAAAGCUCGAGCAAGGUCUUUGCAAAGAAGUGACCAGUCCAUUCCGUGAACCACUAGUAAGAUUCUUGGCUAAAUAUCCAACAAAAACUAUUGAAAUAUUUAUGGCAUCGCCACAGUACAACAUUGUAUUUAGAUUAAUUUUAAAACAAAAAGAAUUGUCUAAACCAAUUCUUGAAGAGAUGGCAAAUACAUAUUCAACAUGGUUGGAAUCAAACCUCAAAUCUAGUAAUCCAGAUACCCGUUAUCAUAUUAUUUCAAUUGUAAAUAUAAUUAGAAAAUCAUUACCCAACUGGUUACCCGAAAAUAGAAAGGUUUUAGAUAUUUUAAUUGAAUAUUGGAGAAUUCUCAGUCAUUUACUUCAAAAUACAGCCAAUCCAGCAGAUAUCACAAAUCAAACAUUAAAAGAAACUAAAAUUUUGGUAAAAUGUUUUAUUCAGUAUUGCAGAGCCCACAAAGAGGAAACCGAUCUUUAUUUCUAUAUGCUUUCUGUAUUAUCAGUUAAAUCAUAUAUGGAUUUCAAUUUCCUUCGUGAUUUUUAUCAAAACGAACUCAUUGUACAAUCUUCAAUCGAACAAAAAAAGAAAAUUAUUACAACAUUUUUAAUUUUCUUCAAAGAUCACACUAUCCCAUCUGAUAAUAAAGUUCAAGCCAUUCAAAAUCUUAUUAAUCCAAUAUUAACAGCAUAUUUCACUAUGGAGCCAUCACAAAGAGCCAUCGAAGAUAUUGUUUUCCUUCAAUUAACAAAGCAAACCUUAGAACCCGAUAUCAAGAUGAACGAUGAACUUUUAUUAAUCGAAUUGCUCCAAAUGGAAUCUAUUCUCUUUAAGAAUAUGGCUGGUGCAUUGGGUGAAUGUCGUAAAGAAUUAAUUAAGUUUGCAUGGAGUCACUUAAAGAAUGAAGACAUUAUUGUUAAGCAAUAUGCUUCCAUUUUAACUUGUGGCUUUAUAGAGGCUUAUGAAACCCCACCAAAGAUUAUUCUUCAAAUUUUCGUUUCAUUUUUGCGUUCCUAUCAACCUGAAACCAAACAAUUGGUUAAACAGGGUUUAGAUCUCUUAUUACCAACCUUUAAAUUACGUUUCCCACCUUGUGACCCAAAGAACAGUGCUUGGAUUAAAUGGACAAAGAAAAUCGUAGUUGAAGAAAGUCAUACAACUGCUCAAUUAGCUCAUGUAAUUCAAUUAAUCGUUAGAAAAUCCCAAUACUUUUACCAUAAUCGUUCUCAAUUUAUUCCACAUAUGGUACUACUAUUACCAAGAAUUGCAUUAGGUUCAAAUUUAACUUCUGAAAAUAAGAAACUGGCUUUGGAUAUUGCUGAAACAAUAUUGGUUUGGGAAAGAAUGAGACUAUCAAAUUUACAAAAAAAUCAAAAGUCAAAUAUUAAUACCUCAUCAUCUGGAAUUCAGACUCCACAGCAACAAUCAUUCAAUCAACCACCAUCAACUCCAUUUGCCGAAGGUGUUACAACACCAAGUCAAAACAUUUCAACACCAAAUGUAUCAGAUUCAUCAAUGACCCAACAAAAUACACCUUCUGAUGAUGACUAUAAACCACCACAAAGUGCAAUUGAACAUAUUUCACUCUUUUUAAUUCGUAUGUCUACUGCUUGGCCAAAUAUUAGUGAUAAGAGUACCGAGCUUUUAAGACAAUAUCUUACACUUUGGCCAGAGGUUAAUAUUAAAUUCUCUGUUUUCGAAAAACCAUUAAACAGUCCUGAUCCACCAGUCGUCUCAACUGCUCUUUCAAUGAUUAAUUUGGUUGCAGAGUUCCAUAUCAAUACAUUUAUUCCAAAUAAUAUUGUUUCUCUUCAACAUUCAUUGUUACCAGCAUUAAACAACGAUAACCCAAAGAUAUCUGGUCACCUUUGCUCACUAUUUAAAAAGAUUUUGGUUGCUUUCCCAAUUAGUAAAGAGACUAUCCCAUCAGAAAUCAGUUCAUUCUAUAAAUUUAUUUCAACUCAAAUCGAAAUGAUUUUAGGUUCAUUUGAAAAGAAUUACAAUCUAUCAAUUUUAUCGAUUAUUAAAAUUUUCAAGGACGAAGAUGAAUCAUUUAUUGAUCCAUACAUUGGCUUAUUGAUUAAAGUUUUGGUCAAGCUUAUUAAAAACUAUUUAAAUACUGAUGAAGCAUCAACUGGAUCUACUACAUCAGCUAGUGGUUCAACAACUGCCGGUACAAAUACAAUCACAACAACUUCAAGCGGUGCUAUUGCCUCUGGUGGAACUAUUCAAAGUAAGCCACCUGAAAAUGCUUCUUCAACUCAAAAUAAGAAAUCAAAUUCAGAAAUAAUUCAAAGUUUAUCAAAAACAUUUGAAUUUUUAAAAGUUAAAACCUCAAAACUUAAUGAUGAACAAAAGAAAACUUUAAUCCAAUCACUCUUAGCAAUCAUUGAAAAAUCAAAUGAUAUAGAUUUACUCAAAGAUGUAGUUUCAGUUAUUGAUGAUUUAAUAAAAUUAUCUCCAAGCGACACCAAUACCAACUCGGCCUCUAUUUCUACUGAUACUACCGAACCAACAGCAACCAAUCCAAAUACCCCAUUCCUUAGCACAAAAGAAAAAGUUAAUUUCUUAUUCAAGAUGAGCAGAUUGGAACAAUUAAAUAAUCAAGAUUUAUUCUUAUCAUAUUAUAAUUUGGUAUUAAAUCUUUACAAUGACAAUAAUACAUCAAAACAAGAAAUUUCUCAAUUAGAGCCAUGUUUUAUGAUGGGACUUCGUUGUAACGAUCCAAAGAUUAGAAAGUCAUUCUUUGAAAUUUUAAAUAAUUCAAUUAGCAAAGAUCCAUAUCAAAGAUUAAAUUACAUCGUUUCAAUUCAUCAAUGGGAUACAUUUGGUCUAUCAUAUUGGAUCAGACAUGCUGUAGAUUUAUUAUUAGCCGUUUUGCCAUCAAACAAAUUGGUACGCCUAUCAAAUAGUUGUUCAAAUUUACCAAAAGUUUCAUUAACAAAGAAUUUAUUAGAGCAACAGUCAAAUGAUAAUGAUAAUGAUAAUGAAUUUAUAAAAUCAUUAAAAUUACAUUAUGAUUGGUUAAAUGAAAUAAGUUUAUCAACUUCAAACGAAUAUUCAUUAUUUAAUGACAAUAUUAGAGAAUUAAUCUUUGUAGAUCCAUUUUUAACAAAUGAUUUAUGGUGUUCAUUAUUUAGUUCAAUUUGGGGUCAAGUUUUAGGUAAAGAAGAACAAUUUAAAUUAACAAAAUCUUUAACAGUUUUAUUAUCAAAAGAUUAUUCCAGAAGAAUUCCAUUGGUUAAUAAACCAUCAUAUCCAACUAGUUAUUUAUUACCAGUACCAGUCAAAGCUUCUAGCCAAACAACUUCAAAUAUAGUUUCAAAUAAUCCAGCAUUACAACCAAUUAAUUUAGUUACAUUGUAUCAACAACAACAAUCUAACUCUGUUAUUGUGCCAUCAUUAAACGAACCAAAUGUCAUUAAAACAUUUAUUCAAUCCAUUGAUUCAUGUUCACCAAAUUCUCCAAAGAUUCCAGUUGAACUAAUUGCUUUCUUGGGUGAAAGUUAUAAUUGUUGGUAUAGCUCAAUAAAGUUAAUUGAAGAGCAUUUGAUUUGUAAACAAAAGGUGGUUUCAGAUUCAACAGAUAUUCAUUGGGAUUAUUUAUCAUAUCUCUAUAAAGGCCUUAAUGAAAAAGAUGCCCUCUAUGGUAUUUACAGAAAGAGAUAUCAUUGCGAUGAAACUAAAUUGGGUUUGCUUUUGGACCAAUUCUAUAUGUAUCAAUCAAGUCAAGAAGUGUUCCUAUCUGCUAUGAAUAAAUAUUCAUUGGUUGGUGCAAAACCAACACCAAAAAGUGAAAAUCUACUUUGGGAGGAUAGCUGGUUAGAAUGCGCCAAACGUUUAAAUCAAUGGAAUUUCCUUUACGAAUACUCUAAAGAAAAGAAUCUUUAUGAACUUAGCGCCGAAAGUGCUUGGAAGAACUCACAAUGGAAUCUUAUUAGUAACAGUAUUAAGAGAACUACACUUCAAGGUGAUUCAAGUAUGAAAAAGAUUAUGAAUGGUUAUUAUUUAACUCAUGAUAAGAAAUUUAAUGAAGUUGAUCCCUUAAUCGUUUCUGCAAAUCAAAUGAUUUUAGACAAAUGGGUAUCAUUACCAGAAAGAUCGAUUAGAGCCCACUCACCUUACUUGGUAGAAAUGCAACAAGUAGUUGAAUUACAAGAGUCUGUUCAUAUUCUCAAAGAGAUUGCAACUGUUUCAACCUUACCAAGUACUGAUCCAAGCGUUAGUAGUAGAGCUUUUCUCACCUCAAACUAUAUUAAAUCAAUAUUUGGUAUUUGGCGUGAACGUUUACCAAAUAAAGACGAAGAUAUUAAAAUUUGGUACGAAUUAUUACAAUGGCGUCAACAAUUAUUUAACACUAUUGCACCAUCCACACCUGCCGGUGCCGAACAACCAUCUCCACCACUUCCAGGUUCCAUUGAGUAUGCUUCAUCAAAAUAUAUGGUUUUAGAAACUGCUUGGAGUAUGAACAAAUACUCUCAUGUAGUUAGAAAGUAUAAUAUGAUUGAAGUUUGCUUAAAUUCGUUAGGCAAGAUGUUUGAUCUAUCAAUCGAACUCCACGAUAUCUUUUUAAAUUUAAAAGAACAAAUUAAAUGCUACCUCCAAUUACCAACUCAUUAUGGAACCGGUAUUUCUAUAGUCAACAGCACUAAUUUAGAUUACUUUAACCCACUCCAAAAAGGAGAGUUCCUUCAACUAAAGGGUGAGUUUUUAAAUCGUUUAGGUAAUUUCGAUGAAGCCAAUCUUUCAUUUGCUACUUCGGUAAAUAUUUAUGAAAACUUUGCAAAAAGUUGGAUUAGUUGGGCUCAUUUCUGUGAUAAUCAAUUCACAAAUCACUCUGUAAAUACUCCAAAUAUAACCUCAAGCUCCACCCCUGACAUUAAGUCGCAAUGGGCUGAAUCUGCCAUUAGUUGCUAUAUUCAAGGUAUAAAAUGUGAUCCAAAAUAUGGUUCCAGAUAUAUUCCAAGAAUAUUCUGGUUAUUAAUGUUAAAUGGCUCUGGUGAGGUUCCACAAUUACCACCACCAUCUCAGCAACCAACACCUCAACAACCACCAUCACAACAACCAAGCCAAACUUCAGAAACAUCAAGUACUUCUACCACAACUGCAGAUUCCUCUCAAACUACUGCACAACCACCACAAAAGAAGAUGACAUCAGCACAAGCAGUUUUCUCCGCAUUCUUAAAUUCAUGGACCAUUCUCCCACAAUGGGUUUGGAUUAAUUUCGUUCCACAACUUAUUACAGGUGCAAUGAACCUUGGCAACUUCCAAGGUUAUGGUUUCCUUUGUUGGCAAAUGAUUGGUAAAGUUUGUUAUUUAUAUCCAAACUCAACAUAUUAUCAUUUCAGAAAAUUAGUUAUUGAAAUAAAAUCAAAUCCAUCUUUUACUCAAAAACCAACUCCAGCUACACCAUCAACAGCUCCAACUCCAACCCCAGCUCCAACCCCAGCUCCAACAGCUGAUAACUCAACAACUGAAGGCUCAACAACAGCACAAACAACCGCACAAACAACAACAGCAACAUCCACUGGUACUUCAACAACUUCAAAUCCAACACCAUCACAACCAACACCAAUUCCCCCUCUUAAAAUGGCAGAUUCUCUCUCUGGAGGUUUAAAUCAAUUCCAUAGUUGUCUAAUUAAUGAAAUUGAUAUAAUGUUAAAUAUUAUAACUACUUUAUCGAAGAACUUACCAGCAAUUUACCAAUUUAAUGCAUGUUUACAUAAAAUUAUCACUGAUUCAUUUAAUAACGAAAUGAUUACAAAAGAUAUCAAAGAUAUGAUAAAAACCUUACAUAACCAUUUCUUUAUUGAAAAUAUUCAAUACCCAAAUAGUGAAGUAUUUGUAGAAAAAUUAAAGGUAGAAUUUGAAAAUCAAUUUAAACAAUAUAUUGGGGAUAAUUUGAUGGACACAAAUGAAGAAACAAUUAAUGAUUUAUUAAAGAAGUUAAUAGAUUUUAACGAUAGACCAAUCGAUCCAUCAUUAGUUAUUGUUAAAUACUCUAACGGAACAAGCAAUUAUUUCUCAGAAGGUGUUCAAAUUAAUAUCGAAUCAAUCUCUGAUCAAAUAUUAGAUUUCAAACCAAAUGUUUUAGAAGUACCAGGCCAAUCAAAUCCACUUCGUGAUCCAAAUACAGAUUUUAAUGUUAAAGUUGAAAAGAUGUCAAUCUACGCUAAAAUGAUUAAACAUUCAAAUGGUUUACUUUGUCCUCGUAUUACAUUAUUUGGUACAAAUGGUAAAUCAUAUAAUUAUUUAAUAGAGUCUACACCAGUUUUAACAUUCGAAAAGAUUAAAGCUCCAUCUCGUUCAAUUGAAAGAAGAUCACAAUUAUUAGGCUCAAUUAAUACAAUGUUAAUGAAGAAUCGUGAAACUAGAAGAAGAGGUAUUACAUUUAAUUCAAAUCCACCAAUCAUACCAAUUAAUCAAAAUAUUUCAUUAAUUCAAUGUAUCGGCAAUGAAAACUUUAAAACUUUAUCAGAUAUUUGGUAUGAUAAUUCAAACCAAACCAAUAUCUUUUAUCCAAUGCUCAAAUAUAAAGAGAAACUAUCAAACAAAACCACAACUGCUAAUAUCAACAAUGAUGGUGAUCAAAUGUCAGUUGAUGAUGACGAAAAUAAUUCUCCUGGUAACUCAACAAUUUUACCAUUUAGAGAAAUGCUUAAAGAAACUGGUGAUGAUUUAUUUAUCAAAUUUAUCGAUAAGAUGUUUUCAAACUAUCAGGACCAAUACGAAUUUAAAUUACAUUUUGCAACUCAUUUUGGUCUAUAUUCAACUUUACAAUAUUUGUUCUUCUCUGAUAUCGGUAAAAUCUCACCAAGCGAAAUUUACUUCAAUAGAUGGAGUGGUUCAGUCUUUUAUAGCAAUUGGGAAUUGAAUUUAACCGAUCGUAAACAAAAUUUUGACCUCUUAAAAGAUAGACCAGAAAAUCAAUUACAACUCUUACGUUUAUCACCAAAUAUUAGAAAUUACUUGGGUCCAUUUAUUAUUGAGGGUAGUUAUCUUGCAUCAUUAGUUGGUACUUGUAUUUGUAUUUCGGAAUUAAAGGAUCAGUUUGUAAACUUAAUUAAUCUUUACAUAUUCGAUGAAUAUUUAUGUUUGCAUAAUGUAGAGCCUUUAACUCAAACCGAGCAAAACAAAGAUAGACAUAUCCAUUAUGAAUUUAUUGAACGAACCACCAAAACCGUAAAUCAAAUGUUAGAAAAUAGAGUCGACUCUUUAACAUCUACCAAUCAACCAGAUAAAACUUUAUUCAUCUCACCAAUAGUCAAAAAAGUUAAUGAAUUAAUACAAAACUCCUUAACUUCAAACAUAUCAGAAUUAAACCAAAUUUCAUGCCCAUGGCUUUAA
Molecule: messenger RNA, 12534 nt
Organism: Dictyostelium purpureum
Lineage: Eukaryota; Evosea; Eumycetozoa; Dictyosteliales; Dictyosteliaceae
Exons: 5
Coding region: 1-12534 (4177 amino acids)
Molecular function (GO): protein binding
Source: RefSeq, a predicted model, not a curated record